This is a messenger RNA of Penicillium argentinense, 234 nucleotides long. RefSeq lists its product as uncharacterized. NCBI's taxonomy places the organism in Eukaryota, Fungi, Ascomycota, Eurotiomycetes, Eurotiales, Aspergillaceae. The transcript has a single exon. Bases 1 to 234 code for a protein of 77 amino acids. The record is from RefSeq and is a predicted model, not a curated record.
AUGAGCGAUGAGACUCGGUUCCUUGCCCAGGAUUUUGAGGCUACCGAUUGUACCAAGAAGAUGCUGUUGGUCAACAAGCAAGGAAACGAGCUUUCAGUCUUUGUGACUGAUUCCAGUGAGGCGUCUGCGGGAAUUGUAGAUGUCACGACGCGUAGUAAUCCGUGGCGCACUGAGAAGGUCACUGGAAGUAUCCAACUCCCUGCGUACGCUGUUGUCAUCUUGAGUGAGGCCUAA